GUGAUAUUUUGUGUUCUCGGGAUAACGUGGUCUACUUUUGAGCAAAGAAUUUGCAAACUGUUGAAUAAUUUCAUCACGGACUCUCCGAACAGAUUAGUGUUCUUUUGAGUGGAUUGGGGGAAUAGUAGUUAUGGUGUGUCAAGCAGCUAGUCAGACAAGAUUUCGGGCAUUGAAGCAUGAGAGUGGAAUUGCUGGGUGUGCCACCAUAAUAGUUAGAAUUAUAGCGUGUUUUCAACCUCUCCGGGAUUGUCAGGCCGAAUAUUUCCGCCAGUUGCUUAAACCUGUUACGUAGAUUGAUAUCUUUUCUCUGCAUUCAAGUUAAGCUGGGUUUUUUUAGUUUAUAUUUCCCUCAAAGAUACAAGUAGUAGUCAGUGAUUUUUAGAUCUACCGGUAUACUGGUGAUUGCUGUACUUGAUGGAAAAAGAUUCUGGAUCCUGGUUCCAUCACCAGCAUCAAAAUCAGCAGUCUUCCACUAGGAAUUUCUGGGGUUCUCCGAUUAACAUGGGAUCUCUGAACCCCAAACCUGCUUAUAUGAAUCCCUACUGCAUUGAGGAUUCUACUACUGGAACUUUUCCCUUGUUUCCACUGCAACAAUUGAAGCCAAGUGAAUUGAACGACUAUCCUAAUUGGUUUUACUGUACGUCUCAUUUCCGUCAGGCCUAUGCUCCUGUACUGAACUCUCUGUCCAGAGAGGAACUCCCAGCGGGCUCACUUGAAAAUUUAGGACAAAAAGGACGUCCUGACAUGUGUGCAGCGUGUAACCAGAAGAAAUUUCUUGUUUUUGAUCAAUCUGGUGAUAAAACUACAUUGCUAUACAGUUCUGGAGCCAAGACUCUAGUUCAGUGUGCAACUUCUUGGAGGCCAAAGCCUGCCGCCACUCCUAAUUUGGUUGAGGAAGAGCCAAGGGAUAUCACAUCUCCACUGGGGCCAAUUUUCAAGGAUGAAUGCAUUGAAUACAAAUUUGGAAAUGAUUUGGAAAGUGAGAUGCACGAAGACACCGAAGAACUGAAUGCUCUUCUCGGCUCUGAUAGUGACAGUGAGUGUUCCGAGGAUGAUGAAGAGACGAGCACAGGCCAUUCACCUAGCACCAUGACUGAUAAUAAUAUUCAGGAGAUGGUCCAGGAAAAGAGUGACAGGGGGUCUAAUUCUGUCGUGCCACCGAAAAGGCAGAAAUUGCUAGAUUUAGGUUAUGUUGUACCAUCUCUUGUGCAUUCUUCGAGAUCUUUGAAAACUCAUACAUGCUCCGAGUUGGAGAAUGAUGCAGAAGAAUCUUCUUGUGGUAGCGGCAAUAAUCAAGAAUUGAAAAAAUUAUGUUCCUUAUCUGGUAGAAAAAGGUCAAGGAUAGAGAUAAUACACGAAACUGUGAACAUUCUGCAGAGUAUAAUUCCCAGUGGCAAGGGAAAGAAUGCAAUUGGUGUUAUUGAUGAAGCAAUCGAUUACUUGAGAUCCUUGAAGGUUGAAGCCAGAGAUUUAGGACUUGACACACUAUAAAGUUCUAUAUUCCUUAUCUCACUGGCGAUAUUCGUGUUUAUAAUUCUCACCUAUUGUUUUAGGAACUAGUUAUUAUAGUUACUGAAGUUUGUCUGUGGAAUAUACAGCACAAGUACAGAGCCUUUAAGCCGUGGCAUUAUACUGCAGUGGAAUCCGGAAUAGUUGCGUAGUUGACCUCUCUUUUAUGUCUCUACUGUGAUUGGGUGUAUCAUAAGAAUCUCUCACACCAUGGUCGACAUUCCGUUCUGCUUCAAGGUAUGCCUGUUUUGAUUGAUUUGAGUGGGCCGCCGUCAGAACUGGUAACUUUGGCUUUCGGUUCUUCAGCAGGUCUCUCGUAUGGAUGAAAUUGACAAGAUGAUGAUGUGCUCAAGCGUUUGCUGUUGAACAUCAAUGGACUACCCUUGAUCAAUCAAUUGAAGCUUUGAAUUUCACACUUGAAUGAAAAAGCUCUAUAUCAGUUGAUGGAUGAAGUGGGAAGCUUCUUUAGUUUUCGUAAUUUGAGUGAUUUUGUCAGAUUAUUUGUAUCUUAUUAGUAAGUUGUUUGUUUGGGUGUGAUGUUAACUUUUGUUCGCUGUUAAUGCUGUUUUAACCUCGUAUCAUCUGCUGUGUAUAGUUCAAGUGGACAGUGGGAUCUUGAUUUUUGUAAUCAUUUACAUAAAUUAGGAGUGAGCGUGGUUUUGUUCGGUUUCAAA
Olea europaea var. sylvestris is the source of this 2183-nucleotide messenger RNA. RefSeq names its product transcription factor bHLH145-like. The coding region runs from base 415 to 1491 and encodes 358 amino acids. The transcript is spliced from 3 exons. Lineage: Eukaryota; Viridiplantae; Streptophyta; Magnoliopsida; Lamiales; Oleaceae. The record is from RefSeq and is a predicted model, not a curated record.